Molecule: messenger RNA, 357 nt
Organism: Epithele typhae
Lineage: Eukaryota; Fungi; Basidiomycota; Agaricomycetes; Polyporales; Epitheliaceae
Product: high mobility group box domain-containing protein
Exons: 5
Coding region: 1-357 (118 amino acids)
Source: RefSeq, a predicted model, not a curated record
AUGCCCAAGGAAACCACCAAGGCGACCAAGAAGCGCACCUCAGCGAAGGCUGAGAAGGCGCCGAGAGGCGCAAAGAAGGCUGCUAAGGGUGCCAAAGGCCCCAAGCGCGCCCUGUCCGCAUACAUGUUCUUCUCUCAGGACUGGCGCGACAGGAUCAAGGCUGAGAACCCCGACGCCGGGUUUGGCGAAAUCGGCAAGCUCCUCGGUGCGAAGUGGAAGGAGCUCGACGACGAGGAGAAGAAGCCUUACCUCGACCAGGCUGCCAAAGACAAGGCGCGCGCCGAGGCAGAGAAGAACGACUUCGAUGACAAGAAGGGUGGCAGCGGCUCCGGGGACGGGGACGACGACGACGACUAA